Messenger RNA from Ruditapes philippinarum (Manila clam), 1293 nucleotides. RefSeq lists its product as uncharacterized. The record is from RefSeq and is a predicted model, not a curated record. NCBI's taxonomy places the organism in Eukaryota, Metazoa, Mollusca, Bivalvia, Venerida, Veneridae. Gene Ontology annotation, molecular function: protein binding.
ACUUUUCAAACGCCUUUGGACUGAGACGGCAAGCUUUUAGUGAUCAAGACUUUCUAAAGAUGGAAACGUAUGCAAAUAUAAGAAAAUUGAGAAAAAAAUUGAGACAGAUCGAACAUUUGGAAGAAAUAGAUCGUGAUUUGACAGACGAAGAAGUGGCAAAGUGUAUGAGAAAAGAGGCAGUUAGAGAAGAGUUAUUGAAGUUGCUUGUGUCCUACAAUUCUAAUGCGGAAGAGAGCUAUACAAGUAGUAUAGUAACAAAUGAUACAUCAGUAAAAAGUGAUACAUUAUCUACCAGUACCUAUACUGACUCACCACAACUGAACUCACCUAAUAUCAUUGAUACAACAGACAUAGAAGUAGAGCAAGUUGAGACUCUAUCAGUGGAUAGGUUGUCAGACAAAUCUUCUCAGAAACAAGGGAAAGAAAAUACUGCUAGUUUGUCUGAGAAGCUAGAAACAAGAGCCACUAUCAAUACAGGGUCAGAGAAGUCACAAACUGCUCCCCCUGUUUAUACAGGGUCCUCUCCUCCAGCACCUUCAAAGAAAGCUGCUAAAAAGAAAGGUGAUAAGAUUACAAAUAUAAAAGAUGAGUGGAGAAGUAAGAAGUUCCAGGUAUCAUUAUUGGAGUCUCACAAUGACAUUAUAACAGCUGUAGAUGCCUGUGAUGGUUUAUUUGUCUCAGCUAGUCGAGACACAACAGUGAAAGUUUGGGAUAUUGUGACUUUGACAGAAGUUAGAAGUUUAGGAAGUCAUACAGGAUCUGUGACAGAUGUUCUUAUUAUACCUGGCAAACUUGCUGUAAAACUAGGGUCAUCAUUUACAAUAUCAGAGAAUGAUCAUCUUAUAUUGAGUGGCUCCACAGAUUGUAAUCUCAAUGUUUGGUCUGCUGAAACAGGGGAAUUAUUGAAGUCAGUUUACACCUUUAAUCCAAUUACCAAGAUAGCUUUUUGUCCAGAUCUGUCUUUGGUUGCCACAGCUUCAGAUGGAGGUAAACUGGAAUUAUGGGACAUCAACACCAAAGAUACUGUUUGUUCAGAGACUGCACAUUCUGACUCGAUUACAGGACUAUGUGUAUUUGAGAAUAGAAUUUAUACAUCAUGUGCUGUUGAUGGUGAGAUUAAAGUAUUUGAAGUUAGAGACAACAAAUUACAUUGUUUAUUUGCCUCAGAGAAUUUGUACAACAUGACUGGUGGUGCAGUGAUAAUGAGACAUGUGAGGGCACUAGGUGUCUCCACUAGUCACAUCUUUUAUGGUGAUGAUGGUGUCAAUCUUAAACUACUCACAUGGAAGAAAG